GCCACAGCUCUUGUUCUGUGAUCAUGCUGGUGGAUGGACAGUGCUGAGGCUCAAUGUAGUGCCAGUAUAUAAUGACGCAAGUUGCUUAAAUGGGAUGCGUAGUCAGAGCUGAGAUUUUGUAUCAAAGCAGUAUAUGUAGCAUGACUUGCUCCAUGAUUGGGAUGUCGGACUCCUCAGACUCCAGCAUGUCUGGACACUAGAUGGUUGGAGUUCUUCUUGUUCAGUGCUGUAGAUGUAAUCUCCUGUUAUUGUAUUCCCCAGUCGGCAGCAUGCAGAUCCAGGAGUUGCUGAAGAGCCUGGGGGCCCAGGGCAGCCUGCGUUUCCCAGACGUCGACGAGAUCCAAAAGUUCAUACGCAGCCUGUCCACGCCGUCCCUGAUCGGGCUGGGUGCUUUCGCCACUCUCACUGCUUACUGGCUGGCCACACGACCACGGCCCAUCCGGCCACCAUGCGACCUGGAGCACCAGUCUGUACCUGUGCAGGGGGACCCCAGCUGCCGGAGGUCGGCUCUUCUAAAGGAUGAGACUCUGUUGGACUUUUACUACAAGGACACGAAGACGGCCUACGAGAUGUUCCAGAGGGGGCUCCGGAUCUCAGGUGAAGGACCCUGCCUCGGGUUCAGGAAACCCAAAGGUCCCUACGAGUGGAUCUCCUACAAAGAGGUUUCGGACCAGGCUGAGUUCUUGGGCUCUGGCCUCCUGAACCGAGGCUGUCUGCCUUCUCCAGACCAGUUCAUCGGGGUCUUCGCACAGAACCGACCCGAGUGGGUGAUUGCUGAGCUGGCCUGCUACACGUAUUCCAUGGCUGUGGUCCCUCUGUAUGACACUCUGGGUGAAGAGGCGAUGGUGCACAUUCUCAAUAUCGCGGAGAUCUCCAUGGUGAUCUGUGACAAGCCUGAGAAGGCGGGGACUCUGCUGGUCAAUGUGGAGCAGUCUCUGACCCCGGACCUCAAAACCAUCAUCCUCAUGAACUCGUGCAAUGCCGCCCUGCUGGAGAGGGGGAGGAACUGCGGGGUGGAGAUACUGCAGUUCCGAGACAUCAUGGAACAAGGUCGUCAGAACCGCAAAGCCCCUGUCCCCCCAGGUCCCGAGGAUUUAGCUGUGGUGUGCUUUACAAGUGGAACCACAGGGAAACCCAAAGGGGCGAUGAUCACUCACGGGAACAUAGCCUCCAACACCUCGUCUGUGAUCAAGAUCUUGGAGGGUUCGUUUGUGAUCCGCCAGGAAGACGUCACCAUUUCAUACCUGCCGCUCGCUCACAUGUUUGAAAGGAUGAUCCAGGUCUCCAUGUUCUGUCACGGUGCCCGGGUCGGGUUCUAUCAGGGCGAUAUCCAGCUUCUCACGGACGACAUCAAGACCCUCAAGCCAACCUUCUUCCCCGUGGUGCCUCGGCUUCUCAACAGGAUCUAUGACAAGAUCCUGGGAAGCGUCGCCUCCCCUCUGAGGAGGGCUGUCCUGCAGUAUGCUGUGCGGUGGAAGCAGGCAGAGCUGAGCAGCGGCAUUGUGAGGAACAACAGCUUCUGGGACCUGUUGCUGUUCAACAGGAUCCAGGCCAGUCUAGGUGGAAACCUGAGGUUUAUAUUAACCGCGUCGGCUCCCAUCUCCCCCAGCGUGCUCACCUUCCUCCGGGCUGUGCUGGGCUGCUUGAUAUUCGAAGGUUACGGGCAGACUGAGUGCACUGCCGGCUGCACCUUCUCCAUGCCAGGAGACUGGACUGCAGGUCAUGUUGGAGCCCCGCUGCCCUGCGCCUUGGUGAAAGUGGUGGAUAUCAAGGACAUGAACUACCUGGCAUCAAACGGAGAGGGGGAGAUCUGUGUUAAAGGGCCCAGCGUGUUUCAGGGCUAUUUGAAGGAUGCAGAGAAGACGUCCGAGGCGCUGGACUCGCAGGGCUGGCUGCACACGGGGGACGUGGGGAAGUGGUUACCGAACGGAGCCUUGAAGAUCAUUGACCGGAAGAAGCACAUGUUCAAGCUGUCGCAGGGAGAGUACAUCGCCCCCGAGAAGAUCGAGAAUGUGUACCUGCGCAGCGCGGCCCUGCUGCAGGUGUUUGUGCACGGAGACAGUCUGCAGUCUCAUCUCAUCGGAAUAGUUGUUCCCGAUCCAGAAGUGUUUCCUGGCUGGGCUCAGGAAAAGGGAAUUGUGGGAUCGUAUGAUGAGCUCUGCAGCAAUCAGGAGGUGAAGGAGGCAAUCCUGGAGGACAUGACAAGGCUUGGGAAGGAAGCCGGGCUCAAGUCCUUCGAACAGGUGAAAGAUCUUUACAUUCAUCCAGAAAUGUUCAGCAUCUUCAAUGGGCUUCUCACCCCGACCAUGAAAGCCAGACGUGCCGACAUCCGGAAGCGUUUCCAGGGUGAGAUCAGCAGGCUGUACUCAAAGACUGCUCUUUAACCCAGCCUGGGAUCAGACACUGGGUGGGGCGGGGCAGGACUGGGGACAGGAGGGGCAGCUGCAGCAGCCCCUUCCCUGCCUGGUGGAUUCAGGAAAAGUGAAGCUGCAUAGCCUGGACUGCACUAAAAACCAGCAACAUGAGCAAAAUAGGAAAGAGAGCCCGACCAAGUGAAAACCUGAACACACCUAGAACUGUGAUCCACAGCGCCCCCUGCUGGGAAAACAGUGAGCUGCCUCUUAUUUAACUUGAAGCCUCUUUGGAAUUUAAAAAGCUCUGGGACACUCUGACUGGUCAGGGAAGUUGUGGAGGCUUCUCUGAGGGUAGCUCACCCUGGUAUGUUGAGAAAUUUGCAAUCCUGUUUCCAACCAGCCAGGGUUUGUUUUGUUUUGUUUUUUGCAGAUCAAAUCUGAACUAAUCAGUUUUUCUUUUUUUUCCUAAUGUGUUUUUGUAUGUUCACUAAUGUGCUUGCAUGACCCCCCUGUCACUGUUUGGAAAUUGUGUAGCCUGUACUAUUGGGACUCUGUUAGCGGUCGCUUUCUUGAGUUCAAGUUCAAAAUCAUUUUUGUGGACCAGUUUAGUCUCUAAGUUCUCCGACGGGGGGACGGUCUGCAGUGAGUAUGGGCGUGCCUUUGAGCUGCAGCUGCCCCGGGUCUGAGGUGAAGCCCACUGUGACAACUCCUGACUGUCUUGGUCUUUCACUGCACUGCUGCUAGCGGCACCCUGUUCAUAACCCACUGCGCUGCCACAGCACCUGUAUUAGGACUGAGUUACACUGUGGGUGUCAGAGCCCUGGAUCAGGCAUAGGAAGUAGGAUGCUCUUCCAAAUUGUCCUGGAGCCCCUUAAGUUAUUGUUACUAUGAACAAGGAGAUUAACUGUUUGCAUGAGACAUAGCCCCCUGACAAUUUUCAAUUAUACAUCUGUUUACCAGUUAAUACCGUAUAGAUUAGUAAAUACACAUACACACAGGCCCCUACACACACGCACACGCACAGGGGCCUCUACACUCAGAGGCCCGCACACACAGAGAGGCCCGCACACACGCCCACACACACACACACGCACGCACAUGUUCCUAUACAGUGGCACCGGUAGAUAUUCACAAACCACAUCGUCUCAUAAAUGCUGAUCUAUAUGUUUGUUUGUUUGUUUAAAUGGGAGGCAAUGCUUUUUGAUUGUAGUGUUUUGUUUUUUAAUGAUCUAAAGC
This is a messenger RNA of Polyodon spathula (Mississippi paddlefish), 3590 nucleotides long. Its product is annotated as long-chain-fatty-acid--CoA ligase 6-like. Lineage: Eukaryota; Metazoa; Chordata; Actinopteri; Acipenseriformes; Polyodontidae. Gene Ontology annotation, cellular component: endoplasmic reticulum; membrane. The transcript is spliced from 20 exons. Gene Ontology annotation, biological process: long-chain fatty acid metabolic process; very long-chain fatty acid metabolic process; long-chain fatty-acyl-CoA biosynthetic process. The record is from RefSeq and is a predicted model, not a curated record. Gene Ontology annotation, molecular function: arachidonate-CoA ligase activity. Bases 201 to 2384 code for a protein of 727 amino acids.